Molecule: messenger RNA, 429 nt
Organism: Aspergillus lentulus
Lineage: Eukaryota; Fungi; Ascomycota; Eurotiomycetes; Eurotiales; Aspergillaceae
Product: hydrophobin family protein
Cellular component (GO): fungal-type cell wall
Molecular function (GO): structural constituent of cell wall
Source: RefSeq, a predicted model, not a curated record
AUGAAGUUCAUCACCACCAUCGCAGCUUUCCUGCUGGCCGUCACGGCGGAAGCCGGUGGAAAGAAGGGUUGGGGCGGCGAGUACCCUCCGAUCCCCGCCGACAUGACUGUGAAAGAGGCAGCAAGGAAGUGCGGUGACCAGGCUCAGCUCUCCUGCUGCAACAAGGCCAUCCGCGCCGGCGACAAGACCGACGUUGGGGGCGCUCUGAAGAACCUUCUCGGCGGUGGAUCUGGCGAGGAAGGCGUGGAGAUUUUCGACCAGUGCUCCCAUCUGGGUCUGCAAAUUCCUAUCAUUGCAAUUGCUGUCCAGAAUAUCCUGAACGACGAAUGCAAACAGAAUGUGGCCUGCUGCCAGACGAACCCCAGCACUGCAGGCAACGAUUUGAUUGGUGUCGACCUGGCCUGUAUCGCACUUGGAAAUCUGCUGUGA